Aureobasidium namibiae CBS 147.97 is the source of this 1584-nucleotide messenger RNA. Its product is annotated as FAD/NAD(P)-binding domain-containing protein. The transcript is spliced from 2 exons. The record is from RefSeq and is a predicted model, not a curated record. Lineage: Eukaryota; Fungi; Ascomycota; Dothideomycetes; Dothideales; Saccotheciaceae. Bases 1 to 1584 code for a protein of 527 amino acids.
AUGACACAAGAAUCACUGGAUACAGGUUGCUACGACGUUGUUGUUGUCGGAUCAGGUGCGGCUGGAUUGACCGCUGCCCUCUCCGCCAAAGUCACCAAUCCCGACCUCCGCAUUCUUGUAGUCGACAAGGCACCACGUGAAUGGCGAGGAGGCAAUGGCUACUUCACGGCCGGUGCAUAUCGAACCGCUCACGAUGGACUUCCCUCUCUUCUGCCAUUGGUGUCUAAUGUACCAUCAGAAUUAGAGGACAAGAUUGAUCUGGCACCUUAUACCGCUGAGGACUUUGGAAACGAUUUGCAACGCGUGACAGGAGGGCGAAGCGACAAGGAUCUCGGAGCCGUGCUUAUCGAAGACAGUCUGGACACUGUACGAUGGCUAAAGGAGAAUGGAAACGUGGUCUGGUGGCUCAGUUUCCGACGUCAGGCCUACGAAGUGCAAGGAAGGUGGAAGUUCUGGGGCGGUCUGGCGCUUACCGUGAAGGACGGAGGAAAAGGUCUGAUCAAGAAUCUAUCUGAAGCUGUCACGGCAAAGGGCAUCGUUACCUCGUUCGAUACAAAGGUCGAGCGCUUGCUUCUCGACAAGAGUGGAGGCAUCGCUGGAGUCGAAACCACCAAAUCAGGCAAUGCAGACUCUACCUCUCAGCUACACGCACCCAGCGUCAUCCUGUGCGCUGGUGGGUUUGAAGCAAGUCGAGAACUCAGAAAGACUUUCAUGGGACCUGGUUGGGAGCUCGCCCACGUCCGAGGUACACCAUACAACACAGGAGAUAUGCUUUUGGCAGCCCUGGACCUAGAUGCACGAAAAGCUGGCGAUUACAGCCACACAGGUUGCCACAGCGUUAGCUGGGAUGCGGACUCGUCUCCAGAUGGAGGCGAUAGAGACAAGACAAAUGAGUUUACCAAGAGCGGGUAUCCGCUUGGACUCAUGCUCAAUAUCCGCGGCCAACGUUUCGUAGACGAAGGCUUCGACCUCCGCAAUUACACGUAUGCCAUGUUCGGUAGAGCGAUACUCGAGCAGCCGGAAGGACUAGCUUUCCAGGUGUGGGACGCAGACGCCGUUGGCUGGUUGCGAGAGGAAGAAUACCGUGAUGACAUCGUUCGCAAGAUUCGAGCAGAGAGCAUUGAGGAGUUGGCAGAGAAGCUCGCAGCGGAGGGAUUGAGAGACUCACAAGCAUUCGUCGAGACGAUCAACGACUACAACGCAGCGGUUCGCGCGCACCGAGAAGAGUAUCCUGACGCGAAGCUCGAUCCAUCAAUCAAGGACGGACUUUCGACGCAGUCAUCUCGGAUGGCGUUGAAGCUGCCCAAAUCAAACUGGGCGUUGCCUGUUGUGAAGGGACCUUUUACAGCGGUCCGAGUAACUUCGGGUAUAACCUUUUCAUUUGGAGGAUUGGCAGUUGAGCCGAGUACGGCAAAUGUGGUGAGGAAUGAUGGGUCCUGUAUUCCGGGAUUGUUUGCAGCAGGGGAGAUGGUCGGCGGGCUGUUUUAUGCAAACUACCCAGGAGGCAGUGGGUUGACGGCCGGCGCAGUGUUUGGGAGAAGAGCAGGCGUUGGCGCGGCCAAACGGGCGUCGGGCACAAUUUAG